AUGCGUGUGUUUUCGGCCCUCAUGCUGCUUCUCGUGCUGCGGCCGGCUGAGCUCCGCAGACGCUCACGGUCAGGUGAAGGAGAGGCUGGGGGCGGGGUCCGAGGCCGAGGCAGAGCAGCCAUCAAUAGACGGCAGACUCAGCAUUCCCAGUGUAAAGAAUACGAGGAGGCCGAAGAGAAGUACCUGGACUGUCAGGACCGACAGCUCACCACAGUCAUGCAGGACUGGCCCACAGACAUACACCACCUCCUGCUGGCCCGCAACAAAAUUCAGAUUCUGCGGGACAACAUGUUCUCCCAGUUCACGCAGCUCAAGAGUCUAGACCUGCAGCAGAACGUCAUCUCGAUGGUAGAGGAGCGAGCCUUCAGCGGCCUGUCCAGACUCACCACACUGCUGCUGCAACACAACAGCCUCACAACAGCCUCAGAGGAAGUCCUGCUCCCACUGAGCCGCCUCACCUACCUCCGUAUCUACGACAACCCGUGGCACUGUCAAUGCUCCCUGGACAGCCUCAUCAGGACCAUACAGGUGCCCAGCAACCGUUACCUGGGAAAUUACGCCAAGUGUGCGGAACCGCUGUCGCUGAAGGGGCAGAAGCUGAAGGACGUGGGUGUGGAUUUGCUGUGCGCGGAUAGUAAACCGGGCGGAGGUGGACAGGGCGGACAGGGAGGCGGGGGGGGGAGGCUGAAACCUACAAGCCGGCCCAAAAUGGAUGCUACGUCCAUGUGCCAUACGUAUCUGUUCCCCAGGCCGAUGCUGGACUGCAGUAACAAAGACCUGAAGAGCGUCCCAUCUGGCCUGCACUCCGACAUUGUAAAGAUGGAUCUGUCCGGGAACACCAUCAGAAGCCUCCGGCCCAAACAGUUCCUCCUUUCCAAAGACCUCAAGCAGCUAAACCUCAGCAGCAACAGCCUGCACAAGAUCGACACAGCCUCCUUCUCUGGUCUGCUGUACCUCCGCGAGCUGGACCUGUCCAACAACAGCCUGCAGUAUUUCCACUACGGCGUUCUGGAGGACCUGUACUUCCUCCGAAAACUCUCCCUGGACCGGAACCCCUGGAUGUGCGACUACAACAUCCACUACCUGAUGUACUGGCUCAAGCAUCAUCCUGGUGUGUCCUACUCGGGCCUGGUGUGCUCCGAGCCCGCCGAGUUCAGGGGCUGGAGAGUGGAGGAUUAUGUCAAGACCUACAACGGGGAAUGCCCCAAAGACAAGCAGACGGAUUUGGAGAUCAGCCCCGGCGGGCAGGGGGGGGAGAACGAGGCGCAAGAGGUGGUGGGAGAGACGGAGGGGGGAGGCGCCUUACCACAGCCCAUCCAGAAGAAGCCGAACAGGAUAGAAAUUAUUCGAUUGAAUUAG
Knipowitschia caucasica is the source of this 1359-nucleotide messenger RNA. NCBI's taxonomy places the organism in Eukaryota, Metazoa, Chordata, Actinopteri, Gobiiformes, Gobiidae. The record is from the annotation of a GenBank genome assembly.